CGAGGGCGGUGGAGCGCGCAGCAGCCUGUGCGCCGCCGCGACGAGGGCGGGGGACGAAAAACACCCUGUUUCCUCUCGGGCUCCCACCGCGGAUCAUGUACCAGGAUUAUCCCGGGAACUUUGACACCUCGUCCCGGGGCAGCAGCGGCUCUCCUGCGCACGCCGAGCCCUACUCCGGCGGCGGCCAGCAGAAAUUCCGGGUAGAUAUGCCUGGCUCGGGCAGUGCCUUCAUCCCCACCAUCAACGCCAUCACCACCAGCCAGGACCUGCAGUGGAUGGUGCAGCCCACGGUGAUCACUUCCAUGUCCAGCCCGUACUCCCGCUCACACCCCUACAGCCCCCUGCCGGGCCUGGCCUCCAUCCCGGGCCACAUGGCCCUCCCCAGACCCGGCGUCAUCAAGACCAUCGGCACCACUGUGGGUCGCAGGAGGAGAGACGAACAGCUAUCUCCUGAAGAAGAGGAGAAAAGACGCAUCCGCAGGGAACGGAACAAGCUGGCCGCCGCCAAGUGCCGCAACCGCCGCCGGGAGCUGACAGAGAAGCUGCAGGCGGAGACGGAGGAGCUGGAGGAGGAGAAGUCGGGGCUGCAGAAGGAGAUCGCAGAGCUGCAGAAGGAGAAGGAGAAGCUGGAGUUUAUGCUGGUGGCCCACGGGCCCGUGUGCAAGAUCAGCCCCGAGGAGCGCCACUCGCCCCCGGCCCCUGGGCUGCAGCCCCUGCGUGGAGGGGGCGGGGGUGUGGGUGCUGUGGUGGUGAAGCAGGAGCCCCUGGAAGAGGACAGCCCCUCGUCCUCAUCGGCCGGGCUCGACAAAGCCCAGCGCUCUGUCAUCAAGCCCAUCAGCAUUGCGGGGGGCUUCUACGGGGAGGAGCCCCUCCACACCCCCAUUGUGGUGACCUCCACCCCUGCCAUCACGCCAGGCACCUCGAACCUCGUCUUCACCUACCCCAGUGUCCUGGAGCAGGAGUCACCAGUGUCGCCGUCCGAGUCCUGCUCCAAGGCUCACCGCAGGAGCAGUAGCAGUGGGGACCAGUCCUCGGACUCCUUGAACUCCCCGACUCUGCUGGCUCUGUGACCCAGCCCCAGCGGGGGGCUUCCUCCAGCACUGCCUCCUUCCCAGGGACCAGCACCUUCAAGCACUCCAGGGCCGUGAGGGCAAGAGGAGGAGCCUGCCGUGGCGGCGAGCUGCCUGGCUCUGGGGAGAACCCCAGUGGGCUUUGGUGGCGAGGGGACAGAGGACCUCGGGACGAUCUAUUUGGAAGUCAAGGGACCUCCCUCCCUCAACGCAUCUUGCAAGCAAACCCCGUAUCUUGAAAAGCCUUGGAGAACGUGGAUGGGUGGACUCCGCCAUCUCUCUGGCUUCUGAAGAUCCCAAAGCUGGUCUGGACCCUUCCUGCCCCUCUGUUACAACGUUCUCUCUGCAGUGAUGGCCCCCUCCCUCGCUCCCCCCACUCCGAGCAUGCUCAGUGCUUUUGGUUUCACCUUCUUCUCGUGGUCCCCCCCCCUCCCCAUGUCAGACGUCACUCCUCCUUGGUUUUUAUCAAAUUUGCCAUGACAUUUCAUCUGGGUGGUCUGAAUAUUAAAAGCUCUUCAUUUCUGCAGACGGGACCACAGGCGACUCUUCCGCCGGGGCGGGGGAGUGACUUGUCCAGAGGGGACAGGCCAAUGUGCAAUACAGAACCUUCCCUCCCCUGACCCGGGGGGCGGGUCCCGAUCCCCUCCAGAACCACCAGCAGAUCUCCCUGAGCUCGCACACUGGUGGUGGGGGGUGCGGGGGGACGGGGGUCCGCCCCGUCUCCCAAGGCAGCUCUUGGUGGUGCUGCGAGACAGCUGGGCACAGGUUGGGUUUGCCAAAGCGCCUAAUUACCAGGCCAGGAAUAGUGCCAACGAAGCCACACGGUGUGCUAACCCGGCUUCCCUUCACCUGGUGUCUUGAGCCGAGCAGGGCGUCUCCUGUAAUUACUGCCUCCCCGUUCUGCCCCUGGACCCUUCUCUCCAGACAGGGCAGGUGUCCCUCCCUAGGAACCACGCAGCACUCCAAGUCCCUGCCCGUCCCCCUCCCUGGCUCUCAGGGUGACACCACCCACGGAGGUUUAAUGAGCAUGGGACCCUCGCAGAUUGCUGCCAGGGGGCCCCUCCCUGAGCCUCGGGAGCAUUAGCUGUGAUGGAAAGGGGAGGAGGGAGGGGGGAGGCAGGCCUUUGGAGUGGUGGUUGCCUCAGCAAGCAGCCUCAGGCCCUGUUCCUCCUGCCCCGACUGUGCACUGGUCUCAGGGAGGCUUGGGCCCUCUCUGCCCUCUGUGGUCAUCUGCUGCCUGGUGGAUCCAGUGCUGCCUCUUUUUCACUGCCUGCUUCUUCCCCUCCUCCCCACAAGUCUUCUCUUCCAGGUCUGGUCAGCAAGCUUUGAGCAGCUGGCCCAGAGCCGCUGCAAUGGCUUGUGUCCAGCUGUGGGUUGUCAGUGUGGGACCUUUCUCAGCUGCCCCUGGGCCCCAGCUCCAGCCCUGUCUCGCCACUCAGACACCUUUUCUCUGCUGGGUACAGCUCCUGCUGACCUUUCUGUCCACAUUGUCUGGGGACGCAGCUCCUGGUUAUAACUGGCCCCAGCUGGCCUGGUGCUCUGAGGGAGAUGACUCUUGGUGAUUUAGUCCUGGGGGGGGCGAUUGUAUGAUCAUUUAAAACAAUAGGUGUAUUAUUUAAAUCUGACCGGUGAGGAAUAAAUGAUCAAAUGAGACUCUGGAGCGGGCAGCAAGAGCCUCACUGGGCUGCCCCCUUACCCAGGGAAACCAUGUGCUUGGUCCUUAUGUAAUGCAUGUGACCACACACCGCACACCUGGCACACAGGUCGGCCUUUAGUACCCAUCCCAGAGCGUGGCACAUGCAAGGACAACCCCUGGAGAAGGAAGUGAAUUUUCGAAAGAAAUGAUUUCAUUCAGAAACUUAAAAUAAAACGAAUCUCCCACA
Echinops telfairi (small Madagascar hedgehog) is the source of this 2953-nucleotide messenger RNA. It is a transcript of the gene FOSL2, whose product is annotated as FOS like 2, AP-1 transcription factor subunit. The record is from RefSeq and is a predicted model, not a curated record. Bases 96 to 1070 code for a protein of 324 amino acids. Gene Ontology annotation, molecular function: DNA-binding transcription factor activity, RNA polymerase II-specific; RNA polymerase II cis-regulatory region sequence-specific DNA binding. Gene Ontology annotation, biological process: regulation of transcription by RNA polymerase II. Lineage: Eukaryota; Metazoa; Chordata; Mammalia; Afrosoricida; Tenrecidae. The transcript has 4 exons. Gene Ontology annotation, cellular component: nucleus.